Messenger RNA from Malaya genurostris, 1732 nucleotides. RefSeq lists its product as uncharacterized. The coding region runs from base 226 to 750 and encodes 174 amino acids. The record is from RefSeq and is a predicted model, not a curated record. The transcript is spliced from 4 exons. NCBI's taxonomy places the organism in Eukaryota, Metazoa, Arthropoda, Insecta, Diptera, Culicidae.
CAAACGGCUGUUUUGUCGCGACGCCUGUCACAAAUUUUACUGCACCAGCAUUUUUCACUUUCGUUCACGGAUCCCUUCGGGAUAAGUGGCUUGCCAUCGGUCACAUUAGCUGGGAAUCAGUUCAAGCCAGCAGUUGUGCAAUUUACGUCUUUCGCUAAGUGCUAAGUGUUGUGCUAGGUGACAGUGUUACGAUUUUGCCAUCGAAAAUCGAAUCCUAAUCGAAAAAUGGUUUCACAUGAUACCUUCCGCGUUAUGGGCUACAUUUAUGCCACCCUCUGCAUAGUGGGCUCACUAUUAUUUAUCAUAAACUCCAGUCACAUGGUUACGGUCAAAGAAAGAUAUUCGAAUCCUACGCAAGUCGGAAGCCGUGUAGUUGGUGUGAGCAUCGUUGUGCUUAUCUUUUCCAUGAUUUCGAUCAUUUUCGAAAUCAUGCUUAUAUUUGGCAUGAUAAUGCGUCGGCCUAACUUUAUUCGAUAUCAUGAGAAUUUUAUAACACUGAUCUACGUUCUGUCGUUGAUUGGAAUGUUUGUCGGUUGUAUUGUAUCCGGAAUUCUGAUUGGUGGUGAGGCUACAGGAGGCGCAGGAGAACCUUUGAGCGCAUUGAUAUUUGCGUUGACGAUAGUUUACAUGAUCGGAAUAAUUUCUGCCACACUUCUUUUCGUGUUGAUAAAAUGGAUACAUCAAGGCAUGAUAAAAUCAAUUUUGCACGAUAAUUUACGUCUAGUUAUGGUUAAAGAUGAUGUUCUUUAGUAUGAACGCAGUGAUUUAUAUUGUUCGGAAAAGAUAUUAUUCCUAGUUAACACUAGUACGAACCAAUUUUCGAAGCGUUUAUUUUUUAUUUGACUAGAUUGAGAGUAUCAAUAUAUGUUAUAAGGAAGUGAAAGUUAUUUUUGAAAUCAUGAAUUCAAGUUUUUCAAAAGUUUUGGAGUGCUUCUCUACUUUUAGAAAGUCGUAUAAUUUUUUUGGAUGCACCAUCUGAUACCACAUUGCAAAUAUAUAUUUGUACUUAUUUUCCCCUUCAACUCUGUAGCAUGCAUUCUAAACAACGAUAAUUAGAGUAAUAGUAUUGCGGAAAAUUACGGCAAGAAUUUUUUUUUUAAAUGGAUAAAUCUAAGUCGUUAAUGAUAAUGUUUUAAGCAUUUAUGUAUAAUUGUUCAUAUAAUUCAUCCCAUUCUAACUGAUUCGGAUACGUCUGUUAAGAAAUAGGACAUUGGAUGCCAACAGGAGUAUUGGUAAGAUCGAAAAAUUUUAACUGUUACUUGCAUAUAUAAACCUGUUGAACCCUCUGGACGCCAUUCGAUCAUUUUGUUUCAUUCGUUAGCGAUUAUAAACAAUCAUCGGAGCAGCAUAAUAGUUUUUUUUGCCGGGAACAGUCACGUUGAACUUUUUUUUUCAAAAUGGAGCCCAUAUGAAACAAUGAAAACUUUCCAUUCACGUUGAUCUGCAUUAUGCGCCAAUUUUAACAAGCUUAGGCUUAUUUGAAUGUUAAUAUUGAAUUGUGGAUACGAAAAUGAAAUAGCUGACACUUCCGGAGAAAUAAUCGUUGAAGUGACGUAACCGACAAGCCGAAUUUUCUUGUAAACGCACGCUUUUCUCGGAGAUGGCUCAACCGAUUUCAACAAGCUUAGGCUCGUUUGAAAGCUACUAUUAGAUUAUUGAUCAAGUUCGAUUAUCAUAUAACUAACCCUUCCGGUUCUGUGGAUAUAAUCGUAUAAGUGACGCAACCGACAAA